AUGAGCGACCGGAAGCCAAACGUGAAGUUCGCGGACAUCAGCGAGGAGAUGCAGAAUGACGCAAUGACGGUGGCCACGAAGGCAAUUAAGGAGCACCAAAUGGAAAAGGAUAUCGCCGCCCAUAUAAAGAAGGAGUUUGACAAGCGCUACAAUCCCACCUGGCAAUGCAUUGCUGGUCGAAGCUUUGCUGCUGACGUUGUUCACGAAAGCAAGCACCUUAUUUAUUUUUAUGUUGGUCAGAUGUCAAUUCUUUUGUGGAAGACGGGCUGA
Trypanosoma cruzi is the source of this 270-nucleotide messenger RNA. Its product is annotated as dynein light chain, putative. Gene Ontology annotation, biological process: microtubule-based process. NCBI's taxonomy places the organism in Eukaryota, Euglenozoa, Kinetoplastea, Trypanosomatida, Trypanosomatidae. Bases 1 to 270 code for a protein of 89 amino acids. Gene Ontology annotation, cellular component: dynein complex. Gene Ontology annotation, molecular function: dynein intermediate chain binding; dynein light intermediate chain binding. The record is from RefSeq and is a predicted model, not a curated record. The transcript has a single exon.